Molecule: messenger RNA, 1944 nt
Organism: Triticum aestivum (bread wheat)
Lineage: Eukaryota; Viridiplantae; Streptophyta; Magnoliopsida; Poales; Poaceae
Exons: 2
Coding region: 1101-1619 (172 amino acids)
Source: RefSeq, a predicted model, not a curated record
UUAUAUCAGUGAAUUCGUAUUCGAAUGAAGUUUUCAAUUAUAUAAUUUUUUCUUCGGCCGUAGUUGAUCUCAUUCGUUAAAUUUAUGGUCAAAGUUGAACCUCGGAAAGCACGGGCACACUAUAUUUUGGAACGGAGUGAGUAUACGGCGUGGCAGCGUAUGGUACAGUGCCUGGGCGCGGGCCCGAAUCGUAGGUGUAGGUGAACGUCCCGUGUGCUUAUAAUUCUGGUCCGUUGACCAGAUAGUUUACCUGUAGGCUGAGCCGUGGAGCAUGGGUUUGGCUCAGGAUCGCGUGUCUCGACGGCGUGUGUGACAGACGAUUGUGGGGCCACAGUUAUGGAGAGGCAGCUGCCGACAACUGAAUCCCGCAAACCCUUCCUCUCGGCGGUUCUCGAAACCAGCCACCGCCGCGGGGCAGCUAUAAUCCAUCCCCAUUGCCAUCGAAGGCUGUUGCGGUAAGCGAUGAUGGAGGACGCUGGCCUGGACUUCCUGCUGGACGCGGUCGACAGGUAAGAGAACUGUGCCCAAAUUCGAGAUCUAUCGUUUUUUUUUGGCGGCGAGGAGGAUACUGGUCGACGCGUGAAUAUUUGGUGCUCCUCAGCGUCUUGGACAUGUAUUUGCAGAUUUCCCCUAUGUAAAGACUUCGCGGAUUGCUUGGAGCACCCAGAUCCGGUUCCUCUGGCGCGGAUUGAUGCGCCGAGCGUUCAGCAGUCUGAAUCAAACGCUGGUUCAGGGUGCGGGCAGCCAGUUGGCGGCUGUAGCCAGGAGCGGCAAGCAGGCGAUGGGCGCCGUCGCCGCGAGACAUCUCCGGCGAGGUCCGCACAGUCAACAGACCAGUCUUGCAAGGGUGAACCCGGAGGCGCCGGGGUGGACAAAAAGGUUCUGUAACCAUUGCAUUCCGUCUGCUCUGAAUUUUUUCCUGGAGUGCAACUCCAUUUGUCCUAGUACGGAGUGUAGUUCGCUGCCAUGUUAUCUAUAACGAACUGUGACAGACUGACAGUAAUUGUUUUUUGAUGAACGGUUGGCAGAUACCAGGCAUGCUGAAUGUUGUCUCCGGCAGGGGAUUAGUCACUCGAUUUUAGGCAUGUCAACAAAGGUGCAUGUAUAGGUUGCGUCUUGACGGUGCGCCACCAGACAGAACCCCGCGUGCAUCAAGGAUGAGUGCUCUAGAGACGUCGUUUCACAAGUUUGCCGAGGAACCAACGAAAGGAUUAAAUUUUGAUUCACUUGGUGAGGCGUAUAACUUCUACAAUUUGUACUCAAGGGAGAUCGGCUUCGGGAUAAGAUAUGGGAAAAGCAUGUUGAAUGCAGAGAUGACGAAAUCAAUGCAGAAGAUUGUUUGCGGCUGCUCGGUAAGAUGUUCAAGCAGCUUUGUUGCAGUAUAUGGAAGUGUUGGGAGUAGUCUAGGAAACAUUCUUGCAGAUUGGUUGGGUUUCGAGGACUGUCAGGGAAACAUUCUUGCAGGGGGGCUGCCUGGGAAUGGUGAAGUUACAAUACUAGCAAACGGUGGUGCUGACUGCGAAAUGGGCCCAACUCAGUCGGUCAGUGUGAAUGCCCUAGUAGGAUUAGCUUCACCAGAUAAGCAAAGAGGGGCUGGCAGGCCAACCGCCAACGAAUAGCUGAGAUAAAGCACCAUAUGAGGGUUUGAGCAGGUGAACACGGUUCUGCAGUAUUUGUAGGUGCGAAGGACACAAGAGGACAACCUGCCCCGACCAGGGAGAUGCCGCGAAGAAACGGCGCAGACCAGGGAAGUGCAAAAAAUGUGGCAUGAAAGGACAUCGCCGGAACACGUGCACGCGACCACUUGGUGGGGUGCAGAAUCAAAAUUGUUAAAACUAAUUAGUUUUAAAUUCUGUACUUGUAGUAUGAGGAUUUUCCGGUGUAUUUCAGUGAGAUGUGCUCCAACGCUUGUUCUUCCAGUUCUAGACAUGCAACUAACUUGUG